AGUCAGCAAGGGCUUUCAACGCUCUAUAAAUACAGAAUCCCUAAAACAUAAAGUACAGAAGAACUCUUGAGGAAAAGAAAUUCAAAUAAAUUUCCAUCUUUGGGUAUUUGCCGCUCGCUAAAUUUUUACCAGAUAUCCCUAGGUCUCCAUCAGAGUUGGACCCUUGUCUGCAUCUGGGUAUCGCCGGAAUCUACCUCACAGUUGAAUUUCUCAAAUUUUUUCUUCAACAACUUUCUGAUGGAAUCUCCUUGGAGAGCUUCUCAGACUUCUUUGCCGAAUCAUGGUGAAAAUAAUGGUUCAACUCCGCUGCAUCCUGAACCACUUAAUGUGGCCCCCAUAAGUUGUGUUCCAUAUACUGGCCCUCCUCUACCAUACAGUUAUCAUACUUCAGCGUCACCAGACAUUAAUACUGGUUCAGUCCCAGUUGAAGCUGAUUCCAAGCAUAUCAGCUCUCAGCAGCAUGCUGGGGGUCAGCCUGCAAUGAUUUUUUUCACUGCUUGUCCAGCCAGAGAGGAGUGGGAUAAUCUCAUAAAUUAUGCUAAUGGUGGGGUUGCACUGACUGGAUCUGCUUUAUUGGGAAAGGUUGGACCACUUAUUGGAUCAGUUGAUAUUGCUGAAUCCGAGGAUGACUAUGUAUUUCGUGUUUCACUCCCCGGUGUCGCAAGGGAUGAAAGAGUGUUUCGCUGUGAUGUUGGACCUAAUGGGGCAAUCGUCAUAAAAGGAGUGAGCGAGACUGGAGAGAACAUGGUUCGCAGGGACAACAUGGUUUUUAAGAUGCAAACUCAAAACCUAUGUCCACCGGGAGAAUUUUCUGUUUCAUUCCAGCUACCAGGUCCAAUUGAUCAUCAAAACUUGAAUUGUGUUUUUGGAUCUGACGGGAUUUUUGAAGGAGUUGUGAAAAAAAGGACAACAGGUCCUUUAAGGGGUAUUUAGAUCAGAAUAUUCAGCUUGAUGGUAGGAGAGAGGCCAAAUUUGAGAAGACUAGGAGCAAUGCUGCUGUUGAUUUCAGGACCUCUGUGCAGCUUUAGGCCUUAUUUUGCAUCAUACUUUAGUUCUUUUGUGUGUAUGUCUUUUUGUUCUUUCCAUUGUUAAGACUUGCUAAGGGCAUAGCUUACCAAACUGGGCUACUUUUACAGAAUGGAAAGUUUGGGUCCACGUCUCUGAAAUCGGCUUAUCCACGCGAUUUCACCUUUGUCUCAGCACUCUACCCCCAUUGCCUGUCUAAACUAAAGGAUUUUGUUUUGUAUUUGAAGACCAAGUAUUUGGUCCUUGCUGUUUAA
This is a messenger RNA of Solanum tuberosum (potato), 1280 nucleotides long. RefSeq names its product alpha-crystallin domain-containing protein 22.3-like. NCBI's taxonomy places the organism in Eukaryota, Viridiplantae, Streptophyta, Magnoliopsida, Solanales, Solanaceae. Bases 238 to 933 code for a protein of 231 amino acids. The record is from RefSeq and is a predicted model, not a curated record. The transcript is spliced from 4 exons. Gene Ontology annotation, cellular component: nucleus.